Ochotona curzoniae (black-lipped pika) is the source of this 402-nucleotide messenger RNA. RefSeq names its product ATP synthase membrane subunit j (gene ATP5MJ). Gene Ontology annotation, cellular component: mitochondrion. The coding region runs from base 90 to 266 and encodes 58 amino acids. The transcript is spliced from 4 exons. Lineage: Eukaryota; Metazoa; Chordata; Mammalia; Lagomorpha; Ochotonidae. The record is from RefSeq and is a predicted model, not a curated record.
CGGCAAGCCCCGCGCGACGCGUGCGUACUCCGUGACCUUCCUGAGUCGUCGUCCCUGGAAGCCGGUGGUGCGAGGGAGUCCGCGGCGAGAUGCUCCAGAGCCUGGUUAGGAACGUCUGGACCCCCAUGAAGCCCUACUACACCCAGGCCUACCAGGAGAUCUGGGCGGGGGUGGGGCUCAUGGGCUUCAUCGUGUACAAGAUCAGGAGUGCUGAUAAAAGAAGUAAAGCUUCCAAAGGUCCUGCUCCUGCUCACGGCCACCACUAGCCAGCUCAGCUGGCCGUGCCCGGGGAAGACAGGCCGCCCGCCUGGGACCAUACUGUGUUGGGGGCAGCGUGGGGGGUCACCAUCGUCUGCCCCAGUGCUGGGUACUCUGUGGCAUGAAUAAAGCCAUCUGUGACUG